Alosa sapidissima (American shad) is the source of this 8001-nucleotide messenger RNA. RefSeq names its product sodium channel, voltage gated, type VIII, alpha subunit a (gene scn8aa). Gene Ontology annotation, cellular component: axon; plasma membrane; voltage-gated sodium channel complex. Bases 660 to 6533 code for a protein of 1957 amino acids. The record is from RefSeq and is a predicted model, not a curated record. Lineage: Eukaryota; Metazoa; Chordata; Actinopteri; Clupeiformes; Clupeidae. Gene Ontology annotation, molecular function: voltage-gated sodium channel activity. The transcript is spliced from 28 exons. Gene Ontology annotation, biological process: neuronal action potential; sodium ion transmembrane transport; membrane depolarization during action potential.
UAUUUACUUGGUUCUCCAAAUUAUUUCGUGACCUCAACCAUUUCUUGGCAGUGAUCCAAACCGACUGUUUUUUUUUUUUUUUUUUUUUUUUUAACUACGCGUCUCCUGCACUGGUUGCAUCAAAACACUGAAGCAAACGCAGUUGAGCCUGACUACUUUAUUUCUAUUCCAAAAACGGUGUAGGACGAAGAUGCAUUAGUAAUGAAGCAAGGAACACCUUAGCUCAGUUUUUCCUCAGCAAGAGAUCCAUACAUCAGGCUAUCCUUAAUUUUUUAAAAAUGGAUUAACCGGGAUGUUGCAGGUGUGCAGCAGCCAUACUGCCUCAGCCUCAGCACCUGUGCCCAGUGUUCCUUUCACCAGAUUGCUCCUUUGAUGAAGGUCAUAGCAUGUAUGGUAGCAGCACGGGAUCAGACACUACACAGCACAACAGUACAGCACAGCACAGCACAGCACAGCAUAUAUGAGCUAAUGUACUCUUUUCUUUUGUUCAAGAGGGGAAAAAUGGGGAAGAAAGGUGACCAAUCUGUUGAGGCGUAAUCUACGCAAUGUUGAUGUGUUGAUGGUUUGAAUACAGGAGGAAGUGGAGGCCACCUGCUGCACCUCAACUGGAUGCCCUGGAUGGUACCUAAUUAAAGCAGAAGUCGCUGCAGGAUGAAAACAUGGCUGCACCCCUUCUUGCACCGCCAGGACCUGAUAGCUUCAAAUUUUUUACCCGAGAAUCCCUGGCUAACCUUGAGAAGCGCAUUGCUGAGGAAAAAGCCAAGCCGCCACCCAAGCCUGACAGCAGUUACCGUGACGAUGACGACGAAAAUAAGCCCAAGCCUAGCAGUGACCUGGAGGCCGGCAAAAACCUGCCCUUCAUCUAUGGAGACAUCCCUUCUUCAAUGGUGGCGACACCAUUGGAGGACUUGGACCAUUUCUACAUAAACAAGAAAACGUUUAUAGUGAUAAAUAAAGGGAAAACAAUCUACCGCUUUAGUGCCACAUCUUCCCUGUACAUGAUCAGCCCUUUUAAUGUUUUUAGGCAAAUAGCUAUUAAAAUUUUGAUACAUUCAUUGUUCAGCAUGAUCAUUAUGUGUACUAUUUUGACCAACUGUGUAUUCAUGACUUUUAGUAACCCUCCAGAAUGGUCCAAACAAGUAGAGUACACAUUCACGGGAAUUUAUACGUUCGAAUCUCUUGUAAAAAUCAUUGCCCGAGGGUUCUGUAUAGACGACUUCACAUUCCUCCGAGACCCAUGGAACUGGCUGGAUUUCAUGGUCAUUUCUAUGGCAUAUGUAACAGAGUUUGUGGACCUGGGAAAUGUGUCUGCGCUGAGAACCUUCAGAGUUCUCCGAGCAUUGAAAACUGUUGCUGUCAUUCCAGGUCUGAAGACCAUUGUGGGUGCUCUGAUCCAAUCGGUGAAGAAGCUGUCGGACGUGAUGAUCCUGACGGUGUUCUGCCUGAGUGUCUUUGCCCUGAUCGGCCUGCAGCUCUUCAUGGGCAACCUGCGGCAGAAGUGCGUCAUCUGGCCUCUCAACGGCACCACCACCUACCUGUCCAAUGGCAGCGUGGGCUUCAACUGGGACGAAUACAUCAUGAACGACACCAAUUUCUACUUCGUGCCAGGGCAACUAGAUGCCCUUAUCUGCGGCAACAGCUCAGACUCUGGUCGCUGUCCUGAGGGCUACACAUGCAUGAAAGCUGGGCGCAAUCCAAACUACGGCUACACCAGCUUCGACAGCUUCGGCUGGGCCUUCCUGGCCCUCUUCCGCCUCAUGACGCAGGACUUCUGGGAGAACUUGUAUCAGUUGACACUGAGGGCUGCAGGGAAGACGUACAUGAUCUUCUUUGUGCUGGUGAUCUUCGUGGGCUCCUUCUACCUGGUGAACUUGAUCCUGGCUGUGGUGGCCAUGGCCUACGAGGAGCAGAACCAGGCCACCAUGGAGGAGGCGGCCAAGAAGGAGGAGGAGUUCACGGCCAUGUUGGAACAGCUCAGGAAAAACCAGGAGGAAGCACAGGCGAAUGCCAUGGCGACGUCGGCGGGCACGGUGUCGGAAGACGCGGUGGAGGACGAGGGCGAGGGCAACCUGUCGUGCAGCUCCUCCGAGAUGUCCAAGCUGAGCUCCAAGAGUGCCAAGGAGCGCCGCAACCGCAAGAAAAAGUCGCGUCAGAAAGAGCUGGGCGAGGAGAAAGGCGACUACGAGAAGUUUGUCAAGUCCGAGUCGGACGACGGCAUCAAGAAGAGUCGCUUCCGCUUUCCUGACAACCGGCUGGGCCGCCGGACCUCCAUCAUGAACCAGUCUCUGCUCAGCAUCCCCGGCUCCCCGUUCCUGUCGCGCCACAACAGCAAGAGCAGCAUCUUCAGCUUCAAGCGCGGCAAGGACGGCGGCUCGGAGAACGAGUUCGCCGACGACGAGCACAGCACGGUGGAGGAGUGCGAGGAGCGCCGCAACUCGCUCUUCAGCCCGUACCGCCGCAGCAGCUACAGCGGCUACAACUACGGCAAGCGCAACAGCACGGUGGACUGCAACGGCGUGGUCUCCCUGAUCGGCCCCGGGCCCGGCGGACGCCUUCUGCCUGAGGUGAUAAUAGAUAAGGCAGCUACUGACGACAGUCAGCAAACUACUGAGGUGGAGAUUAAGAAGAAACUCUCUGGCUCUCUCAUGGUUUCUGUGGACCAACUCAACACCUCAUUUGGGCGCAAAGAACGAGCAAACAGUGUCAUGAGCGUGGCGACCAACACACUAGUGGAGGAACUGGAGGAGUCCCAGCGGAAGUGUCCUCCAUGCUGGUACAAGUUCUCCAACACCUUCCUGAUCUGGGAAUGCUGUCCGAUAUGGAUCGAAAUCAAGAGGAUCACGCUAAUGAUUGUGAUGGAUCCAUUCGUGGACCUGGCCAUCACUAUCUGCAUCGUGCUCAACACCCUCUUCAUGGCCAUGGAGCACUACCCCAUGACGCCACAUUUUGAACAUGUGCUGAGUGUGGGCAAUCUGGUGUUUACAGGGAUUUUCACUGCCGAAAUGUUUGCCAAACUGGUUGCUAUGGACCCAUACUACUACUUCCAAGAGGGCUGGAACAUCUUUGACGGCUUCAUUGUGAGCUUGAGCUUAAUGGAGCUGGGUCUGGCCAACGUUGAAGGGCUGUCUGUCUUGCGAUCAUUCCGUUUGCUGAGAGUGUUCAAACUGGCCAAGUCGUGGCCCACUCUCAACAUGCUGAUCAAGAUUAUCGGGAACUCUGUGGGUGCCCUGGGGAACCUGACCCUGGUGCUGGCCAUCAUCGUCUUCAUCUUCGCCGUGGUGGGCAUGCAGCUGUUCGGCAAGAACUACAAGGACUGCGUGUGCAAGAUCGCCCAGGACUGCGAGCUGCCCCGCUGGCACAUGAACGACUUCUUCCACUCCUUCCUCAUCGUGUUCCGUGUGCUCUGCGGCGAGUGGAUCGAGACCAUGUGGGACUGCAUGGAGGUGGCCGGCCAGUCCAUGUGCCUCAUCGUCUUCAUGAUGGUCAUGGUCAUCGGCAAUCUGGUGGUGUUGAACCUCUUCCUUGCCUUGCUGCUGAGCUCGUUCAGUGCGGACAACCUGGCGGCGACCGAUGACGACGGCGAGAUGAACAACCUCCAGCUGGCCGUCAUCCGCAUGAAGCUGGGCAUCGCCUGGGCCAAGGCCAAGGCGCGGCAUGUGGUGGCUGUCGCCCUAAAACGCAAGGUGACUGACGAGGACGACAUGUACGACAAGAAGCUCAACUGCAUCGCCAACCACACAGGCGUGGACAUCAACCGCGAUCUGGACUACCAAAACGGCACCACCAGCGGCAUCGGCAGCAGCGUGGGCAAGUACAUGAUCGACGAGGACCACAUGUCCUUCAUCAACAACCCCAACCUGACCGUGUGCGUGCCCAUUGCUGUGGGAGAGUCGGACUUCGAGAACCUCAACACCGAGGACUUCAGCAGCGAGUCAGAGGCCGAGGGCAGCAAAGAUCUAGAGGACACCAGCUCGUCAGAGGGCAGCACCAUCGACAUUAAGCCAGAUGUAGAGGACGUGGUGGUGGCGGAGGUCGUGGAGGAGUACGUGGAGCCGGAUGCCUGCUGGACAGAAGGUUGCAUCGCCCGUUACAAGUGCUGUGAUGUGCCCAUCACUGAAGGCUGGGGCAAGUACUGGUGGUUCCUGAGGAAGACCUGCUAUCUCAUUGUGGAGCACAACUGGUUUGAGACCCUCAUCAUCUUCAUGAUCUUGCUUAGCAGUGGAGCACUGGCCUUCGAGGAUGUGUACAUUGAGCAGAGGAAGACCAUCCGUGUCGUCCUAGAGUACGCCGACAGAGUGUUCACCUACAUCUUCAUCCUGGAGAUGCUGCUCAAGUGGGUGGCCUAUGGGUUUGUCAAGUAUUUCACCAACGCUUGGUGCUGGCUGGACUUCUUCAUCGUAGAUGUGUCUAUAGUCAGCCUUAUAGCUAAUGCCCUGGGGUACUCCGAUCUAGGGCCCAUUAAAUCACUCAGGACACUAAGGGCCCUCAGGCCCCUCAGAGCCUUGUCACGUUUUGAAGGGAUGAGGGUGGUAGUCAACGCCUUGGUGGGUGCCAUUCCCUCCAUCAUGAAUGUGUUGCUGGUGUGCCUCAUCUUUUGGCUGAUUUUCAGUAUCAUGGGCGUCAACCUGUUUGCGGGCAAGUACUACUACUGUUUCAACCAGACGUCCGAGCAGCUCUUUGAGCUGGACGUGGUCAACAACAAAACAGAGUGCUUUGCCUUCAUCAACGCCAACUACUCGGAGGUGCGCUGGAAGAACGUGAAGAUCAACUUUGACAACGUGGGCGCCGGCUACUUGGCCCUGCUCCAAGUGGCUACAUUCAAGGGCUGGAUGGAUAUCAUGUAUGCUGCUGUGGAUUCAAGAAGGGUGGAAGAUCAGCCACUAUAUGAGGACAACAUCUACAUGUACAUCUACUUUGUUAUCUUCAUCAUCUUCGGUUCCUUCUUCACCCUCAACCUCUUCAUUGGUGUCAUCAUCGACAACUUCAAUCAACAGAAGAAAAAGUUUGGGGGUCAGGAUAUCUUCAUGACAGAAGAGCAGAAAAAAUACUACAACGCCAUGAAAAAGUUGGGCUCAAAGAAACCCCAGAAGCCUAUUCCUAGACCACAGAAUAAGAUUCAAGGGAUGGUGUUUGAUUUUGUAACUCAGCAAGUGUUUGACAUUUCCAUCAUGAUCCUGAUCUGCCUCAACAUGGUCACCAUGAUGGUGGAGACAGACGACCAGUCCGAUGAGACCGAGAACAUCCUCUACUGGGUCAACUUCAUCUUCAUUGUGCUCUUCACAUCAGAGUUUGUCCUCAAGCUCACAGCCCUGCGACAUUACUAUUUCACCAAUGGCUGGAACAUCUUUGACUGUGUUGUGGUCAUUCUUUCCAUCGUAGGCAUGUUCUUGGCUGACCUGAUCGAGAAGUACUUUGUGUCUCCAACGUUGUUCAGGGUAAUCCGUCUGGCUCGAAUUGGUCGCAUCUUGCGACUGAUUAAAGGGGCCAAGGGCAUCCGAACUUUACUGUUUGCCCUGAUGAUGUCACUGCCAGCCCUGUUCAACAUUGGCCUGUUGCUGUUUCUGGUCAUGUUUAUCUUCUCCAUCUUUGGCAUGUCCAACUUUGCCUAUGUCAAGCGAGAGGUGGGAAUAGAUGACAUGUACAAUUUUGAGACCUUUGGCAACUCCAUGAUUUGCCUGUUCAUGAUCACAACCUCGGCUGGGUGGGAUGGUCUCCUGGCGCCCAUCUUGAACUAUCCGCCCGACUGUGACCCCCUCAAGGAGAAUCCGGGCACCACAGUGAAGGGCGAUUGCGGGAACCCUUCGGUGGGCAUCUUCUUCUUUGUGAUGUACAUCAUUGUGUCCUUCCUCAUCGUGGUGAACAUGUACAUCGCCAUCAUCCUGGAGAACUUCAGCGUGGCCACGGAGGAGAGUGCCGAUCCGCUCUGCGAGGACGACUUUGAGUCCUUCUACGAGAUCUGGGAGAAGUUCGACCCCACUGCCUCUCAGUUCAUCACCUUUGCCAAGCUGGGCGACUUUGCCGACACGCUCGAGCACCCGCUGCGCGUGCCCAAGCCCAACACGAUUGAGCUGAUCGCCAUGGACCUGCCGAUGGUGAGCGGCGACCGCAUCCACUGCCUGGACAUCCUCUUCGCUUUCACUAAGCGCGUGCUGGGCGACAGCGGCGACCUGGACAUGAUGCGGCAGCAGAUGGAGGAGCGCUUCAUCGCUGCCAACCCCUCCAAGAUCUCGUUCGAGCCCAUCACCACGACGCUGCGCCGCAAGCAGGAGCUCAUGUCCGCCUCCAUCAUCCAGCGCGCCUACCGCGCCCACCUCUUGCGCCGCGGAUUUGUCUGCAAGCGCAUCCUCGGGAUUAACAAGCUGGAGAACGGUGGGACCAAUCAAGAGAAAAAAGAGGGCACGCCCUCCACUGCCUCCCUGCCCUCGUAUGACAGCGUGACCAAACCGGAGAAGGAAAAGCUGGACGAGAGCGAGAGCUUUGGCAAGAAGGAGAAGGGCAAAAACCAAAAAGACGUCAGGGAAUCCAAGUGUUAAGGACUGCGCUCGAUCCGGCGCUGAGAUCUACAGCGUGUGACACAAUGAGAUGAGACUCUGUAUUCGAAAUCCAACAAAUGUACAAACAUCAACAACAACAACAACAACAUCAACAAAAAGAAGAAAAAAACUAUUUACAAGGAAAAUAAAAAAUCUUUAAAAAAUAAUGGUUUGUUUACAGACUUGUUGCAGAUGUUUCGAUGCAGAAGAAGCAGCUUGGUUUUAAUACCACUCUGAAGACGACCAAACACGAUGAGCUUUCUGUGUAUCAUCUGUGAUUAAUGACCAAGAUUUUAAAUAACUUUUCACUCAAUGUAAAACUCGAUCAAACAUGGCCAACUCAACUAAAGGUGAUGUGUAGGCCUAUGGCAGACCUUCGGGGAUUUGUUGGGGACCACCCGCCAUCUGGACAUUGAACUGUAUGAAAAAGAUGGCGACAUUUUGAAGAAGGCUUCUUUUCCAUGGCCAAGUGUGGAUUUCAGCAUUGCUCAACUGUGGCUGACACAAAGACUCAACAACAAUGCUGGAUUGUAGGAAACCACCAGCUCCAUUGCUGGGGUUUCUGUGACAUGUCUUUUAACUGUAGAUGAAAAAUGAUUAAUCAACAAUGCGGAGAACAGAAAAAAAAAACCCAGAAUAUUAUGUGGGUUUUUUUUUUUUAUUUGUUUGUGCUGAAUAUACUUGCAUCUUUACAUUAUUUGAGCAGCAAAAAAGAAAAAAUGAUACAUUUAGCCCAUGUCACUAGUCUUCAUCCUCUUUGUUAUACCUGCGUUAAAAUGAUUUUCUACAUGGGCUUUCACAUUGAUCGGGUAGGGGGCUUUAUCAGGGUUUUGGGCUGAAGGGGGCUCUGACUGAGUUCCGAAGUAAAUACCUAACUAAUUGUGCUCGUUCAAAUGCAUAGAAAUGACUUGCAUGAUGGCAUGUUUUGAUCAGGAAUCAUGCAUGAGAAAUCAUAGUCCACACGACACUUACCAAGGCCACAACAGUGGCUCGACCAUUAGCUUUGAAGAUUUCCAACUGGUCCAAAUUUUUUAAAAAUGAGAUCGUACAACUAAAUUCUAACUGUGUACUCUUGUACACAGUAUUUGGGAACUUCAAACAGUAUGAUUGUACCUACCCUUCACACGCUUUCCUUUCUGACACAAUGCUUCCGCCAUUCAUCAUUGCAACGUUUUUCGGUGUCAGACCAGGCUGUAAUCAUUCAAAAAUCUGAUGUUCUAUUUGUUUGUGUGUACUAACAUUGUGGCACAUUGUGACAAAACACAAAACAUUCGUACUUUUGCUGCUCUUGCCGUGUAUGUGUGGGUGGGAGAAAAGCAGGGGUGGGAAUAGUUGCUGGAGAUAUUCGCCCGUGAGUAUACACUGAUUUGGAGAAACAUUUUGAAAUCAAAUGGAACCAAAUCCCAGGCUUACAGAGACCUUGAUUUGCCUUUUUCGUUUCUGCACCAGCAGCAUAUCGUUACAUGAG